AUGAUAUUGGCCACCCAGCUCAUUGCUCUCACCACCCUUGCCCUGACCCCUUCAUUGGUGUCUGCGGGCUUGUUCCCGAAAGAUUCACUUGUGAAACCUUUGGAUGCGAAGACAUUCAAGCAAGCGAUGAAGGCCAACCAAACGAGCUUGGUCGCGUUUGUGGCUCCUUGGUGUGGGCACUGUCAGAAAAUGGUGCCGGAGUACAGCAAGGCAGCUCUUGGACUCUAUCCUCUUAUUCCCACCUACGCCGUUAAUUGCCAUGCUGAGAAAAAUAAGCGUCUUUGCGCAGAACAGGGCGUUCAAGGCUUCCCCACCGUCAAGCUAUUCCCGAGGGGAAAUACACAGGCCCCCAUUCUCUAUGAUGCGGAACGGACUGCUAGUGGUUUUUGGUACUUUGCUACCAGACGAGUUCCUAAAGCCUAUGAGAAAUUUUAUUCAGUAGAUGAUAUUCCGGGAUGGGUUUCGAGUAACGUCAAGAAGCACCGCACCCUUCUUCUAACAAAGGAUAAGAAGGUGCCGCUCUUAUGGCAGGUGCUUGCCAACAAAUAUUCCCAUACUGACCUUGUCUUUGCGUCACAUCGUGACCGCAAAGGCAAGUCGUCAAUUAAAAUGGGUCUUGAGGAUACGAAGGAAGGCAAGGUACUUAUAUACCCCGCUGGAUCCACCACACCUAUACGUUAUACAGGUAUCCUCAAACAUGAUUCAUUGAUCAAGUUCUUUGACUCUGUCUUGGAUGGUACUGCCGAGUUGACCCAGAUCAUCGAGGAGGCCGAAGCAGAGGAAUUCGUUCCUGAUCCUGAAGAGCUAGAGAUCGAAAGAAAGCAGGAAGCACAGAAGAUUGCUCUUAUGCAUGGAGGAUAUACAGAUCUUAUUGACUUUGAAAAAGCAAUGUUGGAAGGCGGGGCCAAUUACCAUGAUACCCACGGAUAUGGCGCUAUGAUAGGUGGCAUCCCCGAACACAUGAAGAAGAAACAAGCAGAAAAGAAAGUUCCCCAGGAGCCCCUCGACAAACCAGAAACACCCAGCAUUUCUGUUGGCGAUGCUCCCAUCACAACUCAUCCUCCAACAGCCACCCCAGAUGUCAAGGCACCGUCAGACGCCGAUCAAGUUCCUCUUGGACAACGAGCUGCUGAAGCCACAGGGACAAGCAGGGAUGAACUGUAA
This is a messenger RNA of Psilocybe cubensis, 1164 nucleotides long. RefSeq lists its product as uncharacterized. Gene Ontology annotation, molecular function: protein disulfide isomerase activity; protein-disulfide reductase activity. NCBI's taxonomy places the organism in Eukaryota, Fungi, Basidiomycota, Agaricomycetes, Agaricales, Agrocybaceae. The record is from RefSeq and is a predicted model, not a curated record. Gene Ontology annotation, biological process: response to endoplasmic reticulum stress. Gene Ontology annotation, cellular component: endoplasmic reticulum lumen. The coding region runs from base 1 to 1164 and encodes 387 amino acids. The transcript has 7 exons.